Exophiala spinifera is the source of this 1527-nucleotide messenger RNA. RefSeq lists its product as uncharacterized. The record is from RefSeq and is a predicted model, not a curated record. Bases 1 to 1527 code for a protein of 508 amino acids. Gene Ontology annotation, molecular function: oxidoreductase activity, acting on paired donors, with incorporation or reduction of molecular oxygen; heme binding; iron ion binding. Lineage: Eukaryota; Fungi; Ascomycota; Eurotiomycetes; Chaetothyriales; Herpotrichiellaceae. The transcript is spliced from 4 exons.
AUGACCGUUUUCUCAGUUACCGCGUCGCCCGUCACCAGCCUCUUCGGGGCCUACGUCCUUUAUCUCGUGGGACUGGUUAUCUACCGCCUCUACUUCCAUCCCCUCGCCAAGUUCCCUGGCCCCAAGUACGCCGCCAUCAGCAGGUGGCAUGAAUUCUACUACGAGGUUGUCAAGCAGGGACAAUUCACCUUCAAGGUCCAGGAACUGCACAAGCAAUAUGGCCCCAUCGUCCGUAUUGUUCCAGACGAGAUACACAUCCAGGACUCUGAAUUCUACGACACCCUCUACACCAAAGCUGGCCGGGUGGACAAGUAUGAUUGGAUGGCAGGUCGGUUCGGUUGUGACACGUCUGUCUUCACCACCGGCCCAGACGAACUACAUCGAGUGCGGCGGGGUGCGUUGAAUCCAUUCUUCUCGCGGGCGCGCAUCCUUGACUUGCAGGACAUCAUUCGACAGAAGCUCGACACCUUGUUAGCUCGGAUCCGCGAAUUUCGGGAGGAGGGCAGAGUGUUGCGGCUCAACCGGGCAUUCAUGGCAUUUACCGGCGAUGUGGUGAUGGAGUAUUGCUUCUCCCACAGCUACGACCAUGUCAAAGGCGUGAACUUCGACGAGACCAUGCACGAGCCCUUUAUGGCGGCAAGCAUCAGUGGCCAUCUAUCGCUGCAAAUGCCCUGGGUCCCCAAACUGCUCAACAUGCUUCCAGAGUCGAUCUUGACCAAGAUUGAGCCACUGUACGCUCUUGUUUUCCGGAUGCAAGCCGACCUGCGUCGGCAGAUCCUUGCACUCAAAGCAGGCGAUCUGAGCAACGCGGCUCAGAAAUCGACACAUCCGACCGUCUUCCAGGAGCUCAUUGCAGGGUCACUGCCGGCGUCUGAGAAGGAGACCCGCCGCCUUCAAGACGAGGCACAGCUCGUGGUGGCCGCCGGUGUCACGACUACGGGCUGGGCGCUCUCGACCGCGGCAUUUCACCUGCUCAACAAUCCAUCCACCCUCGCGCAACUGCGCAAGGAGCUCGAAGCUGCCAUCCCGGACCCCUCGGCUCCCUUGUCCUGGACCGAACUCGAAAAACUACCCUUCCUCACGGGUUGCGUCCGGGAAGCGGUGCGCAUGUCAUACGCGGUUACCACGCGAAACCCGCGGAUAUUCUCCAGGCCUGUGGUGUACAAGAACUGGGAGAUCCCGCCCCGAACACCCAUCUCAAUGACCAUCGUGGACGUAUGCGACGAUGAGGCCAUCUUUCCGAACCCCCGACAGUUCCGGCCAGAGCGGUGGAUGAAUUCUCCCAAGACGGAAGACGGAAGCAGCCUUGAGAGGUACUUCGUGGGAUUCGGCAAGGGGACACGAUCUUGUCUGGGAAUCAACCUGGCCCACGCCGAGCUCUACAUGGCCCUUGCUGGCGUCUUUCGCAAUUUCAGCUUGGAACUUUACGAGACUGACAGCUCUGACGUCGAGCUGGCGCAUGACUUCUUCUUGCCGAGCCCUAAAUUGGACAGCAAAGGCGUCAGGGUCAAAGUUUUGGAAGGGUAG